AAAAAAAAAAGACCGAAAUGUCCGAAAUGCUGGGCAGUAGUAAAACAUAGAUUCAUUUCCCCCUCUUUGAUUUUCCACUUUUUGACAAAUGGGAAAUGGAAUAGAGCCAAGCCAAUGAAGAAGCUGUAAUGCAAAAUAAAGUAAACAAGAAGGGCAAACAAAAUCCAAAAUUGACUCAUUUGAAGGGUUGAGGCAGCAUCAGCAUCAGCCUCAGCCAAAGCCAAAGCCAAAGCCAAAGCCAAGCCAUCAAAUUAAAGCCUCUUCCAAGAACUCAAUCAUGGAGAAGGAGGACCCAUCUUCUUCUUUUAUCUGUUUGUUCUCUCAAAAUCUCAUCCUCUCAUAAACCCCAAUUAAGUCCACACAGAGGAACCCACCUUCUUUCUUGGGUCCUCCCCCACCCCAUCCCCACACCCAGACAUGGCAGACCAUAACAACAACAACAACAACAACAACAAACCAUCAGUUGCAGCAGCUUCAUCAACUCCAAUUACACCAUCCUCAGAUAUCAAAGACUUCAGUAUCAUUAUUUCUAACAAAGAUCAAAACAACAACAACAACAAACAAUUGGCUCCUAAACGUACCUCCAAUAAAGACCGUCAUAAAAAAGUUGAUGGCCGUGGUCGUAGGAUCCGUAUGCCUGCUCUCUGUGCUGCUCGUGUCUUUCAAUUGACUCGUGAAUUAGGCCAUAAGACUGAUGGCGAAACCAUCCAGUGGCUUCUUCAACAAGCUGAGCCUUCUAUAAUCGCCGCCACUGGCUCCGGUACCAUCCCUGCCUCUGCCCUCCACGCCGCUGGUGUUUCUCUCUCCGACCAUGAUUCCUCUGUUUCCGUCUCUGCUACCUUAACCCCUAAAAUCGAUGCUGUUCCCAGGCCGAAUUGGGCGAUGAUGGGAACUAAUUUGAACAGAUCUCACAUGGCGACAACUGGAUUUUGGCCGUCUUUAGGUGGAAUUGGGACUGGAUUCGUCAGUGAGAAUCCGGGUUCGAUUAUGCCUAAAUUUGGGUUCCAUGGAUUUGAAUUUCAGGGGAUGAAUUUGGGAUCGGUGAAUUUUCCGACGAUAAUUGGGAAUCAACAUCAACAAAUACCAGGGUUGGAGUUAGGGCUUUCGCAGGAUGGGAAUAAUCUGAGAGGGAUGUUGAAUCCGCCUUCUUAUUCACAAAUUUAUCACCAAAUAGGGCAAAAUCGGGACUCAUCUGCACCGCCAUUGCAGCAGGAACAAGCUCCUGAGAAAGACGAUUCUCAAGAAUCGAGAUGAUGAUGAUGAUGAAGAAAGAAUUGAGGAUUUGGGUUUUCCGAUCGAAACAGUUUCGGAUUUCUAGGUCUAAAAUUAGCACUAAAUUGAAAGAGAGGGCAAAAUGAAGAAGACAAAGAUUCAAGAUUGCUUCAUAAAUUUCAGUGUGUGUUUUCAUUCUUCAAAUUCAGGUGGGAAGUUUUGAGGAGAAAGUGGUUUUUAUUGCAAGAUUGAUUGACUUUCCUUUCUUCAAUUUUGAGGUGUGUGUAUGAUUUCUUUCUUUUUUUUUUUUUUUUUUUUUUUUUUUUUUUAUUUUCUAAUUUUCCUUUAUUUAUAUAAAUAAUUUCUAGAAAAGAAAAAAAUGAUUGUAAUAUUAAUUUUUAUGAAGUUGAUGUGGAAAUUUCUUCCAUCAUUAUUGCAUUAAAUGCAUGGUAAGGUAAGAAGAAACAACAAUCUAUCCAUUGGAAAAUUGUGGUCAAUAUGGAGAGCAAAUACCAAUUCCAUCAACCUCCAUAAUUGUCCAAUAAUUUGAAUGAUCAGAUAUUAGUACCCCUUUUUUUUUCACA
Benincasa hispida (wax gourd) is the source of this 1796-nucleotide messenger RNA. RefSeq names its product transcription factor TCP20-like. NCBI's taxonomy places the organism in Eukaryota, Viridiplantae, Streptophyta, Magnoliopsida, Cucurbitales, Cucurbitaceae. The record is from RefSeq and is a predicted model, not a curated record. Gene Ontology annotation, cellular component: nucleus. Gene Ontology annotation, molecular function: DNA-binding transcription factor activity; sequence-specific DNA binding.